AAAAAAAGUGUACGUGUCGAUACUUCAUGUUUUCUCUGGUCUUUGCAAGUUUGCAUGAGACAUAAAUAAUAACAGUAAGAUUAGCAUUUGGUAGGAAAUCAUUUUUCUGGUUUUAAAUCAUAGCACAAUAGGUAUAUUAUAAAUAUGAACAUAUCAAUAGAGAGAAAAAAAACCGAUUGCCCUGCUCUUCCAAAGGGUUGGCAAAGAGAAGAAGUAUUAAGAAAGAGCGGACUUUCUGCUGGGAAAGUUGACGUUUACUAUUACAGCCCAACAGGUAAAAAGUUUCGCAGUAAGCCUGAGCUAGUUCGUUAUCUCGGUGAUAGUGUGGACCUUUCUUGUUUCGACUUUCAACAGGGUCAAAUAAAUACAAUGCUGCUGUGCAAGGCCAAGAAAGCUCGAGCGCAGUUCGACUACAGAGGGGUUCGAUCUGAUGCAUCACUUGUGCCACCAAUUAGGCAGACAGCUUCUAUAUUUAAACAACCGGUGACAGUUUAUAAGACACAAGAGAGUAAGGUCAAGACUGACCUCAAGCAUGGCACUCAGGAGAAACCAAAACAGCUUUUCUGGGAAAAGAGAUUAGAAGGCUUAACAGCAUGUGACGCAAAUGGUGUGAUAGGAACAACGAAAUUGCCAAAAUAUAUCAAACCUCUGGGCCCAUACAUAUCAGAUGCAACUACAAUACAGUCUCUUGCAACUGCACUGCAUGUCUCAUCACAGCCUAUCACAGGUCAAACUGGCCCCAAACAGGCAAUACUGGAGAGCCCCGGUGUUUUUUUAAACCCUGAGCAGCCUCUUAUAGCAGCUGUUACUAUAACUAAAGAAGAUGUGAAACGACAAGAAGAGCGAGUUAACCGAGCACGUUUGAGGUUGCAAGAUGCUUUAGCUGCUGCAUAGGGUUUAGCCGGCGACGGGGAACUUGCCCCCGUCGCCGACCCUGAAGCAGAGCCUGAUGCUUUGCCUGCUACAACUCCUGGAUCCCCUAAAGCACCUGCCUUCGAAUGUUUGACUGAUAGCAUUGAUUUGAUUCUAUGAAAGUGUAUGUAUGUGACGUUUGAUUGACACAAAGAUGUAUGUAUUGUUUAAUUAGUUUAGGGAACAUGUAUCGAAAACGUGUUUAGUAUAGGUAGGUACCGCCAUGUAAAAAGAGCACUGGAUUUAAAACUGCGUUACCUGUAUAAAUACCACUGCACAGGCUGUUCCUUAGGUUUGACAGCAAAUUUUUUGUGCCUAUUUGAAGCGCCACUCGCGAGCGUCCAGAGAACUAAUUUUGACGUAUAAUACAAAUGGCUGUGAAGGAACGUACGAUACUCUGAAGUAUUAUUGCAUUUUGAAUUUAUUUCGUUCGUUUUCCGUGUUAUUUAUACUUCAAGAAUCAACGUAAAAAAUUACAAUUUUUUUUUGUAAAUAGUUUCCCACCAUCUAUCGAUGUCAUCAUCAAUCACUAAUUUUAGUACCGCAGACUCUCGCUACAUGGCCAACAGCGCCAAAAUGGCGAAUAUGAAACAGGGACAAAAGCACUUUGACAGCCGCCAGUCCAGUGGUUUAUAGUAGAGGUCAGUGGUUGUAUCUAUUUGUCGACCAUUUUGGUGGUAAAUGCGGAGGGGAGAGAUGCGCUGAAAGUCUAUGGCACUACGCUACGGUCGGUUAGUCGAAAAUAGUAACGUGCGCUUUGGUUUUUUUUGCUUGAUUACAGUCUCGUUUAACAAAAAUAUAUGCUUUAUAUUAAAAAAACAUAAUCACAUCACGCAGGUAUUUCGCGCCGAAAAUUAUUAUAACCUCAAAUCUAAUCAAGCUUUUUUUUUAAACAACUAGUGCUUUCCUUACAAAUAAACUCAUCAAGUUCAACUCAAGUGAUUUCAUGGACUUAGUAAUAGUCUCAAUAUAUCAAUUGACCAAUGUGAAUGCUCUCUUUUUACGUGGCACCUUAAUAUCUAUUUAACUGGUAGAUUUUAAGUCUAAAACCGCGCAACGCGUUGUGCUUUUGACGAAGCCAUGACAAGCAAGCUCUAAAGCACGAUCCACGUUCUCAUGUUCAAUUAAUAUUGUACAUAAUAUAAAGUAGCUUCAGCAAGGCUAUAUUAAUAAAAGCUCUUUAUUGAAUUAGGAAUGAGUGGAUCGCUUUGUGAUCUUCAUUUUUCAAAACUGCCAGUGUAAGUGUGAAAUCAAGUAAUAUAAUAUUAUAUUUAAGAUAUUAAUAAUUAAAGAUUUGCCAAUAGAAAUAAAAUCGAUAACGCUUUUGAUUUUGCGCGUUUUAAUAUUUCCAGGCCUACACUGUACUGUACAAUACUUAUUCUAAAUAUUAUGCAGUCGAUUGUCAAUCGCUGACUGGUGCCCCUUUAAUUCCAGUUAGGUACAGCUAAAUAUAUUUGCCAUUCUGAAUUUGAUCGAAGUAAAAGUCCUCUCAACCAUGAUCGGACAUAAAAAAGUUGAAAAUCUUACACCUAGGUACCUGCAUAGGCAAAGUAUGUAGGUACCUAAUUAAUUAUUCUGAAUUUUAUAUUCAUUUUGCUAAUUUGUUACACGAAAUGAAUAGACAACUGAAAGGAUUGAUUUCAUAAUGAAGAAAUUAUCAUCAACCGGAAGACGUUCACUGCUGGACAAAGGCUUCUCCCAAAGGUUUCCACGACGAUCGGUCCUGCGCUGACCUCAUCAAACCUAUUCCGGCGAUCUUGACCAGAUCGUCGGUCCAUUGACGUACUUGGUACGUGGUCGCCAUUCGAGGAUUUUACUUUACCAACAGCCAUCUGUCCGUCCAACUAUUAGCCCUGCCUACUGCCACUUCAGUUUUGCAAUCUUGAAGACUUUGGUUCUCCUACCGAUCUCCUCAUUUCUGAUUCGAUCUCGCAGUUCCCUGCGAGCAUAGCCCUCUGAGCAACCAUGAGUGUUCUCAUCAGGCACAUACUUAGCGAAAUACUUUUUAUAAAUAAAAAAAAUAUUAAACAAGUUUUUACUCAGUAAAAUCUUCUCGUCCCGAAUACCAUAGUGUCUGAAGAUGAAGGUUUUCAACCAGUAUGUGUUGCCAGCCAGUGAUGACUUACAGUACGCAGAUGUGGUCGCUAAUGAAGAAAUACAUAAAUGAAAUUUAUACUUGACGAAUAUAGUAGAUUGAAAUUAAAAUAUCAGUUAUUGAAUUCCAAUCAAAUACGAUACAAACCGUGCCCUAUUGCAUUUUGAUUAGGUUAGUUCUUAGUGUCCUCAAUGGUGGAAUGCGAGGAACAUUGGUAAAUGAGUGUGGAUGGAAAUGGAUGAACAUACACCAUUAUCUUAAUGGUAGGCCCUCACAUCCUUACUCUUUAAAACCAUGUUUCCACAUUACUAAGUUUAAAAAACGUUAUUAAUUUGAAACAUUGUACUUAUAGGUAAUCAUAAUAAUAAUAAAAAAUAGAUCUGCACUAUUAAAUACAAAUAAAAACAUUUUAUACUUCAA
This is a messenger RNA of Leptidea sinapis, 3427 nucleotides long. It is a transcript of the gene MBD-like, whose product is annotated as methyl-CpG-binding domain protein 3. The transcript is spliced from 5 exons. Gene Ontology annotation, molecular function: DNA binding. The record is from RefSeq and is a predicted model, not a curated record. The coding region runs from base 145 to 894 and encodes 249 amino acids. NCBI's taxonomy places the organism in Eukaryota, Metazoa, Arthropoda, Insecta, Lepidoptera, Pieridae.